UUGCGCCUCCGGCUUCCGCGUCGAGGUCGCCGGCGCUGCAGCCUCUCGUAGGGCCCAGCGGGCUCCCCCACAGCCGCCAUCUUGGUGAGGGGCAGCAGCCCCCUCUUUCCUCCAACCCCGCCCCGGCGCGGAGAGUCAGGCAGCCUGGCCAGAGGCCCCCAGCCCCUCGGUCACACACAGGACACAGCCACUCACACAGUGACGCCCCUCCAGGCCCACAGUGUUCAGCCACUCACAGUGGUCCUCACGCACUGGACACAAUCAUUCACACUGUGACACGUACUGUGUGAUACUCAGUAGGUUUCAGCUACUGAGUGAGAAGCAUUACGCACAGAGUCACACACACAUAGGUUAAAGUCACUCUUAGAGUGUCACUCCAGGAUGGCUCCUAGGAUCCCUGUCACGAGUACAACAGAUACUUGCUCAUCAGCCACUCUGUACCAGGCACUUGGGAUGCUGUUCCUGUCUUCACUGGGAUAUGGAAACAGUUGCAGGAAGGAUGUUCCCUUUGACAAUGAGAAUGUUCGUGCUGCUGCUGCUACCUCUGGGUCAGGCUGCCCCCAAGGAUGGCACCAUCAGGCUGGACCCUGACGUGCAGCUCCCGCCUCUGCCCAACCCCUUUCAGCCAGGCCAGGAGCAGCUUCGACUUCUGCAGAGCUUCCUGAAAGGACUCGAGAGGAUGGAAGAGGAGCCGGAGCACAUGAGCCGGGAGCAGGUUCUCCUCUACCUCUUUGCCCUCCACGACUAUGACCAGAGUGGACAGCUGGAUGGCCUGGAGCUGUUGUCCAUGUUGACAGCAGCUCUGGCCCCUGGAGCCGCUGGCUCUCCCACCACCAACCCGGUGAUCCUGGUCGUGGACGAGGUGCUGGAGACCCAAGAUCUGAAUGGGGACGGGCUCAUGACCCCUGCAGAGCUUGUCAACUUCCCUGGGGAGGCCCCGAGGCACGCAGAGCCCACAGAGGCCCUGGAACCACAAGAUGCAGGGGGGCAGCCUCUGUUGGCUAAAAGCCCAUCAAGACAAGAAGCACACGAAGCCCUGGGUCUCAGAGAAGACGCUGGGGGACAGGUGGAGGCCAGAAGGGAGUCCUUGGAGCCUGUACAGGAGGCUGGGGGACAGGCAGAGGCUGAAAGAGAAUCCCCAGGCCCUGGAGGGAAGUUCGGAGAACAGGUAGAAGCCAGGGACACUGGGGAGGGAGCAGAAGAGCUUCCGGGGGAAACACUGGGGUCCCAGAACCCCCCACAUGGGUUUGAGGCUCAUGCUGUUCAGCUGGAGAACGAUGAGAUAUAAACCUCGAGGUUCCAGGUUUGCA
Messenger RNA from Phacochoerus africanus (Common warthog), 1310 nucleotides. It is a transcript of the gene CGREF1, whose product is annotated as cell growth regulator with EF-hand domain 1. Gene Ontology annotation, molecular function: calcium ion binding. The coding region runs from base 479 to 1288 and encodes 269 amino acids. The transcript is spliced from 6 exons. NCBI's taxonomy places the organism in Eukaryota, Metazoa, Chordata, Mammalia, Artiodactyla, Suidae. The record is from RefSeq and is a predicted model, not a curated record.